GCUCAGGCGUGACGUGUACGGCAUUUCCUGUGGGGGCGGAUCGUAGAGGACUGUAACGCGUUUCAAUCAAUUUGAUUCGGGAAAAAGUAGCCGCAAUACGACUGAAGGGUGCUCACUUUUUUUCUGUGUGUCGGGGACGUUUGAACGCCCACCAAAUAAUGUGGGUUUAGUCCAUUUUAUAGACAGUUCAGCGGCUUGUUAUAUGAAAGAUUAAGUGAAGAAUCAAGAGCAGUGUUAUUAGGGUUGUAGCUGUUGACGAGGACAGGCCGGUUGGAGUUUUUUUUUUUAACUAACAGGAGCACGAUACUGUCUCAGACAUAUCCGACUUACACGGCUUUGAAGAACAACAAACAACCUUGCUUAAUUGUAAAUAACACGCAAAGAUGGAUUUAAAAUCCCUUUUUAUAUGCACGCUACUGGGAUGUUUGCUGUGUUACAUUAAUGCUCAGCAAGAUGGAAAUGACUGUAUUAAAGCCAAUGCAAAGUCAUGUGGGGAGUGUAUACAAGUUGGUGCAAAUUGUGGAUGGUGUACUGAACCAGAUUUUUUAAAACAAGGGGAGCCGACCUCGGCAAGGUGUGAUGUUCUUGAAUCUCUCAAAAAACGGUGUACAGAGAUUGAAAACCCCAGAGGCGAUAAAACAGUGCUUCUGAACAAGCCAGUAACAAACCGCAAUCAUGGCACAGACGAACGGAAACCAGAAGAUAUCACGCAGAUUCAGCCGCAGAAAAUGGCUUUAACCCUGCGAUCAGGUGAACCCCAGACCUUUGAACUGAAAUUCAAAAGAGCAGAGGACUACCCCAUUGAUCUCUAUUACCUUAUGGAUCUCUCAUUCUCCAUGAAGGAUGAUUUGGAAAAUGUGAAGAAUCUCGGAACUAAUCUGAUGCGUGAAAUGCAAGACAUUACUUCAGAUUUUAGAAUUGGUUUCGGCUCCUUUGUGGAGAAAACUGUGAUGCCCUACAUCAGCACUACCCCAGCCAAGCUGCUGAACCCUUGCACUGGCGACCAAAACUGUACCAGCCCCUUCAGCUACAAAAAUGUCCUCAAGCUCACCAACAAUGGAAACCAGUUCAAUACUCUUGUAGGACAGCAGCAGAUUUCUGGAAACUUGGAUUCUCCUGAAGGUGGUUUUGAUGCCAUAAUGCAGGUUGCUGUCUGUGGUGAGCAUAUUGGCUGGCGAAAUGUCACCCGAUUGUUGGUGUUCUCCACUGAUGCAGGAUUCCACUUUGCUGGAGAUGGGAAACUGGGUGGAAUAGUUCUGCCAAAUGAUGGAAAGUGCCAUCUGGAAAACGGCAUGUACACCAUGAGUCAUUACUAUGACUAUCCAUCUAUUGCACACCUUGUACAGAAAUUAAGUGACAACAACAUCCAGACCAUCUUUGCCGUGACAGAAGAAUUCCAGCCUGUUUACAAGGAACUGAAGAAUCUCAUUCCAAAGUCUGCUGUAGGAACUCUCUCUUCCAACUCCAGCAAUGUAAUCAAGCUGAUUAUCGAUGCUUAUAAUUCUCUGUCUUCAGAGGUAAUCCUUGAGAACAGCAAGCUUCCAGAGGGGGUGACUAUUAAUUAUGUUUCACAUUGCAAGAACGGGCUCGUCAACACUGGAGAAAACGGAAGAAAAUGCUCCAACAUUUCCAUUGGAGAUGAAGUCAUGUUUAAUAUCAGUAUUACUGCACACAAAUGUCCAAAGAAAGGCCAGGAUGAAACAAUCAAGAUCAAACCACUGGGCUUCACGGAAGAAGUUGAAAUCAAACUUAAGUUUAUCUGCGAGUGCGAGUGCCAUGACAAAGGAAUUCCAAACAGCCCAAAAUGUAACGAUGGCAACGGGACAUUUGAGUGUGGUGCCUGCAGGUGUAAUGAAGGCCGUAUUGGUAGGCUUUGCGAGUGCAGCACAGAAGAAGUGAACAGUGAUGACCUGGAUGCUAACUGUCGACGGGACAAUGGCACUGAUAUCUGCAGUACCAAUGGAGACUGUAUCUGUGGAGAAUGUGUUUGCAAAAAGAGGGAUAACCCCAAUGAGAUCUACUCUGGCAAAUACUGCGAGUGUGACAACUUCAACUGUGACCGGUCAAACAACAUGAUUUGUGGUGGAAAUGGCGAAUGUGUCUGCAGGGUAUGCAAAUGCUCCCCCAACUAUACUGGCAGUGCCUGUGACUGCUCACUGAAUACAUCCACAUGUUUAGCGAAGAAUGGACAGAUCUGCAACGGCAGAGGAAAUUGUGAAUGCGGCACCUGCAAAUGCACAGAUCCAAAAUUCCAGGGACCAACCUGCGAGAUCUGCCCCACGUGCCCAGGAGUGUGUGCCGAGCAUAAGGAGUGUGUACAGUGCAGAACCUUCGGUACAGGAGAGAAGAAAGACACCUGCGAGGCGGACUGCUCGUAUUUCAACCUCACCAAGGUGAACGAUCGGGACAAGCUGCCCCAGCCGGGUCAGGCCACAGCACUCACUCACUGCAAAGAGAGGGAUGCAAGCGACUGCUGGUUUUACUUCACCUACGGUGUCAACAACACAGAAAACGACAUCCAUGUGCACGUUGUUGACGUACUAGAGUGUCCUACUGGACCGGACAUCAUCCCGAUUGUGGCUGGUGUGGUCGCUGGCAUCGUGCUGAUCGGUCUCGCUCUCCUCCUCAUCUGGAAGCUGCUCAUGAUCAUCCAUGACAGAAGAGAGUUUGCCAAGUUUGAAAAGGAAAAGAUGAAUGCUAAAUGGGACACGCAAGAGAAUCCAAUUUACAAGAGUCCUAUUAAUAAGUUCAAGAAUCCAAGCUAUGGACGUAAAGCUGCUGCUCUCUAAAUCUCAGGUGAAAAUCCCAUCUACAAGAGUGCAGUGACAACUGUGAUCAAUCCUAAGUAUGAAGGCAAAUAAUCAGACAUGUUACUUUCUUUUAUUACAACACUGUAUGCAAAAUUCUUUGGGGGGGGGGCGGCAAUGGGUUUUAAUUUAAGUUUUUGUUUUUUCAUUGAUAGGCCACUAUUUCAGUUUUUACUAACAAUUUUUUUUUCUAUACAGUUUGAAAAUGUACAGUGUUUUUUUUUUCUUUCUAAAAUUGAUGCCACAAAAAUGGUCUUGAUUUAUUGCAAGGUCCACAAAGGUCGACGAGUUUGCCUUUCAUUUCAAGCAACCCACAAACAUGGGGCUGUUUGCGUAGUCUGUUUUUUUUGCUUUUUGUUUUUUUACCAAUUGUUACGGUGCCUUCAAGGGCUUGAAUUUACAAAUCGCUGCCAGGGAUGUUGCAGUAGUUGCAUUUUGUUGCAAGAUGCUUUUUAUCCUUAGGAAUGUUAUGUGCAAGUAGUGUAAUGGACUGUUGGUUUAGGAGUGGGAAAUGUGCAGAAGAAAGGUACGUGCAGGUGAAAAGUUUAAUAUUGUACUAAAGAAAGAUAAAAUGUGCUUCUGAAAGAUGUGCUUGUAAAUGUAGCUACUGAUAGGCUUGUUCAGUUUAACACCAGCUAAUUAAAUUAUCUGCAAGUAGCUUCAAGGUGCGUUCCUGAAAUUCAAGCCCUGAUCAACACUCAAUUUAAGUAAUGCCAAAAAAAAAAAAAAUCGCCUUAUUUACAAAAAGCCUUAGUUUCUUUUUUUUUUGCUGUUAAGUACCAUAACUGUAUUGUGGGAUUAACGAUUUUGUUGUUUGAGCUUGCAUAUGUUUUUUAUUAUUGUAUUAACAAUUUAUUUUAAAAGAAAUCCUCCAUACACAUUUUUCCUUGUGUUUGUAUGUAUAUAAGCAGAGGUUACAAUGCAGCCUUGCAUACAGAUGAUCCACACAAAAGGAUUAGCAACACUAUUUUGUUUUGGACAUGCCAUACAAGAAACAGCAUUAGAAAAUGGCCUCUGGAAUCAUUUUAAAGAGUCUCAUGUAAUACAUAUUACAUCCUUGUUAAGUGCCUUUUUAUUUUAGCAUUAUGUUCACUUUUGCAAUACUGUUUCUGAAAUUAUUUAUUAAAGUACCAAAAAUGACCAUAAA
Messenger RNA from Acipenser ruthenus (sterlet), 3954 nucleotides. Its product is annotated as integrin beta-1-like. The transcript is spliced from 17 exons. NCBI's taxonomy places the organism in Eukaryota, Metazoa, Chordata, Actinopteri, Acipenseriformes, Acipenseridae. Gene Ontology annotation, cellular component: cell surface; focal adhesion; integrin complex. Bases 384 to 2789 code for a protein of 801 amino acids. Gene Ontology annotation, molecular function: collagen binding involved in cell-matrix adhesion; fibronectin binding; C-X3-C chemokine binding. The record is from RefSeq and is a predicted model, not a curated record. Gene Ontology annotation, biological process: integrin-mediated signaling pathway; cell migration; cell-matrix adhesion.